AUGGUAUCGUGUGCCGUUGCUACCUGUAGCAAUACGUAUCAUAAUACGAAAACUAGCGUGGUAUUUCAUAGAUUUCCGUGCAAAAAUAUUCAGUUAACGAAAGAAUGGUUGCAUAGGUGUCGAAGAGCGGAUAUUGUUAACACAAAGAGUGCUCGAAUAUGCAGCAUUCACUUCACUGAAUCUGAUUAUGAGGAUGAUAUGAAAAAUAGGUUGCUAGGAUUACCGACAAAAAAGAUACUGAAGUCAACUGCUAUUCCAACUGCUUGUAUUCCUGACUUGGUUAUUUAUCAGAAUACACCAAGGCAGCAAAGGCAACAAAAAAAGAAAAAAUUACAAAGUGCAUUUGAAAUGAAUUCAGAAUUUAAGUCCUAA
Molecule: messenger RNA, 372 nt
Organism: Stegodyphus dumicola
Lineage: Eukaryota; Metazoa; Arthropoda; Arachnida; Araneae; Eresidae
Product: THAP domain-containing protein 1 B-like
Source: RefSeq, a predicted model, not a curated record